AUGUUUUAUUGCGGCAACGUACGUAUUUCUAGGAUCACCAAAGUACCAAACGUCGACGGAGGACACCAAUCCGAGGACGACGGUUACAUGAGCAUGAAUGGCCGGAAGGCGAAAAUGGCGCUGGUAGCAUUACGUCCGGUUCCGGAUUGUCCAGAGCCGCAGGAUCCCGCGGGUGUCUCGACGCAGGAAUUCCCGCCACCCCCGGAGGAGGCCGAACGUAUCAUCUCGACUCUUUUGCCAAUGGUUUCGCCAGGAAACUCGUCAAAGAGGAAUGUCGUGGGCCAGGCUUCAGAGCGACGAAAUAACGUCAGCGGCCGGCAGCAGUGGAUGGUCGCCGUGGAGGAUAGCAUGCGUCACGGGAACGCGGUUACCACACAGACUACUCUCCCGAAAACUCGCCACCAGCGGCCGUACGGCUGGGAGAACGGAACCGUGGAAUCGUUGCGGUUGGCCCAACCACCCAGUCCGCCCAGCAAAUUCGCCAGUUUGCCGUACGAUGGCAAGGUGUCCUUCAACUGGAUUCCGCCGCGUACGAAUCCGAGCGCAGUGGAGAAGCACCGGGAAGUGCGUCGCCGUUCCUCGGAGGACUGCCUGGAGGACGGAAGUAACGGUCGCCAGCGGCAGAGCAGCCCCGAUCGCGCCGGCCAUCACCUGAGGAAGCCGCAACGCCAGCAGAACGAGAUUAUGAAGUCGAGCAGCGUGGAGGACCGUCUGCUGAUGAACCGAUCGGACAAGGAGUCGACGCGACGCAGUCGCAACGACUCGGACUCGAGCGAGGGCCGGUUCUCGAGAAAUUCCGAGUCCGAGAGUCGGUCGUCGAUACCGCGUUCCAGCUCGGUCAGCGUCGAGCGAUUCUCCAUGCGGGCCAACUGCGACUCGUCAGACUUCUCGCGCGCCAACUCCACGUCGAACGAGCGCUUCCACUCGGACUUCUCGAUCGCGGUGGCGAGCGCGAGCUCGAACGAUCACGUUUCCGUGCCGACCUCCGAGCCGUUUUCCAUACGCAAUCUCGACUUCGUUUCGUUCGCGCUGCCGCGCGCGGACUCGAGCGAGCGCUUCUCAGCGCCCACGUCCGACCGUUGUUCCGAGGAGCACUACUCCGACCUGUUCUCCACACGUAAUUCCGACUUCUCCGCGCGAAACUCGGCCGACUUUAGGACGCAAUCCGAGGAGGAGCGCUUUUCCGACGACUCCCUGGAGGAGCUACUGCCACCACCGCCGCCCAUCAGCAAGAGACACUCCAUCGCGUGGGAGGUCUCUCUGGAGGACGAUCCUCUAUACGCGCCCGGCAGCACCAAGGUUGUCGGCAGGAGACGACGAAAGAGCAGUGAUGUGUCAAGUGUAGGUUCCGCAUCCAAGCUGCGCGAUUUUGACGACUGGCAGGAUCAGCGACUGUCGACGACCGACGACGACCUGAUCUCACCGUACUCGGACUCGUCCACGAACGAUCUAGAUCAGAUACGGCCGCAGGAGCUUACGAAAAACGGCACCUACGUCAUACGACGCGGCCGUAAGAAGGAGCGCAAAGUUUUGCCGAAAACGCCGACCAAGACCAAGAGUCUGUCCUUUGAGAACGGCGAGGAAGGGAGCCGAUUGUCGGAUGUGAAGCGAUAUUCGAGUACCUUCGACAACAUCAAGAGCCUGUUAAAGGAGGGUAAGCUGGAGGGUCUCGAUGAGCCGCCGGCGGAAUUCGCGAUCCCGGUGCCGCCACCGGACCUCAUCCGGGUCGUGUCGAUGCCGGCGAUCAACAACGACGCCAGCAAUCGGGCCCAGUUGGAGAUCACCGUGGAAGAAGAGGAGGCGUCCGACAUCUCGGAUAAGGACAAGGAGCACGAAAACAUCGAACUACCUCGGUUACCGCCGUCGCCGAUCGAGGACGAUCAGAUGGGUCUCCGUCUGGACCGAUCGAGAGACUGCAACGGUAUCCCAACGGCGCCUAACUUAGCGGAUCUGGACAUUGGCAGGUCGUCGACGAACAGCGCGCUCGCCGAGACGACAACGAAGAAAAAACUUGCGAGCGCGGUGAGCGACGAGCGACUGGCCUCUAAGAUCCCGGUGAACUUGCUGAUAGAGGAUCAGAUCGUGAAGAAAGCGCUCAAGGAGAAUCGUCGUCAGCUGGAGAAGGUGAGCGACGCGAUCAAGGAGAUCGAGAACGUGAAGAACAGCGAGUCUUUCUGCGAGAGCAAACGCUGGCGGAACGGCGACCUGAAGCAGAGCUCGAAGCGAAAUAGCUUCGAAAGCGAAUUCCCGCUGGUCCACGACGGUCGGAAACCCGUGACGAUCGACGGUAGCUCUUACGACGGCAAGACGCGCGGCAGGCAGCAGCAGCAGCAAUACAGCUCCGACUCCGAGACGUCCAAGGCCAGCUCGGACGCGGACUUCGCGGAUCGGAGGAAACUCAACGGCACCAGCGACGUCGUCUACUCGUCCGGCAGGCGGCUGCGCCAGAAUGGUAUCGAGAACCAUAAGAACGAUCAGAAGCAGAUCGAGAACGUGAUCGACGCCAUUCUGGAGGACUCGAAGAACCCGGAAUUCCAGGUGAGUGUCGACGUGAUGGAGUUCCCGCCGUUGCCGCCCUCGCCCGUCGAGGAAGCUGACGAGGAAAGCUGCUCGGACGUUGGCCAGAGCGCCGUGAUGACGCCACCGAAGUCCAAGAGUCACAGCAGCAGCCGGACCGUGGAGUACAGGCCGAGGGUGCCACCCCAUCGUAUCCCGCCGGUCAUCGACCCGAAGGAGCAGGCUUCCUUGAACACCAGGUCCAUGGACGCCGGCUUUGCCAGGGGAAGACGCACACCGACCACCAAUAAUUCCAGGCGAGAGGUGCCCGUGGAACGGAGAACUCUGCCUACCGAUUUACCAGGGCCAUCCCGCCGACGACCGUUCACGAAAAGGCACUCGCCAUCGGCGGAGGCGUGCUCCUCCGGGGGUAGUAGUACCGGCGGUGGCGGUACCGGCGGGAGCGUCGUUACCGGCACCGGUUCCGGUAUGCAGACGUCGUGUUCUCUACCGGAGACUCCGGUGUUCGCCAGAGGCAGCGACAUUCCCAGAACGCCACAACACGCCGGCAAUCCCACGCAGUCGAGGCGACAACCCGGCUGGUACGCACCCACUACAGCUACCGGCUAUCGACGGAACAAUCCCGGUCUGGAGCAGGCCAUAAUCGGCACUGAGCUUCUCCGGUUGGCGGGGGGCCCAAAUCGCGGAUGGUAUCCCACCAGGAAGGCGAAUCAGCCGCGACCGGCAUCGAUCGAACAUCUCGAGCGGCUGAACAACGCCUAUGACGCGCGACUACCGAGCACCGGAGACCAGAGGAAGCCGCUGACUCUGCCCACGAACAUCACACCCAACAAAUACUUCGGCCAAAGUAAGCACAGCUCCGCCUCCAGCACUCGCGAGGCGCUACGGAGGGUCACUAGCUUGCUCAUCAAGAAAGGAAGCGGUAGCAAAGAUGGGAAGGGCAGCAAAGAUAACAAUUCACCCUCUGGCCCUUAUGCCGGGUGCGCGGACGGCGGCGACGCGCCCAAGAAGAAAGGUUUCUUCAAGGGCUUCUGGAAACGGUCGCGCCACUACUCCCUGGAGAACCAAUAGCCCAGGUGCGCGAGGGUGACGAGCCACCAGCAUCACCAGCGGUACAGGCAGACGCGGCAGCAACGGCAGCGGAGCGGCAUCGCGGCUACCACAACCCUCGCGAGCAACCCCUGCUGCUGUAUCGUCCAGUAACCCCGAUUUGCACGCGUAUAUCGACCGCGACCAUCCUCUCUCAUCUCCCCGACCGAGCAGAGCCCCUUUGCACUCUCGCGUUCCUCUCACGCGCAGAAUUUUCGCGCGCGUGUUUCACCCUCUCCCUUCUAAGUCCGUUAUGAACUAAAAUAAUAUUCUGUGUAUGAUUUAAUAAUUUUGGGAGCCCUCGAGUCUAUAUACAUGCGACAUACACAUCCACAAAUACACUCUCACACACACACACACAUACAAAAAGUACACAAAGUAUAAACUUGCGAAAGAUUAUUCUUCACAUUAUAUCUUGUACCUUUAAAAAAGAGAAAAAAGUGAACUCCAGAGAUCUGUUGUAUGUACAUAGAUUAUAGUGAGAUAAUUGAUCUUUUUGUAUCCGCCCUCAACGGUAUAUAUUAAAACGAAAUCUACCCCUUUUUUUCCUUUCAGAACAAGGUCAGCCGGCAUGAUAUUUCAGGUCCGUCGAAAUAGGGUGAGUCACUGUCGUGUUAUUCGGUUCCCAUUUAUAAUUUUUAUAUCUUUUUCAAAUUUAAUGAUUAAAUCGAUAAAUUUAUCUCAAUACGAUAAAUCGAUUGAUUUAAUCAUUAGCCGACUUUCGGAAGCACUUCCGACAAGGGAAUUUCUCGAUGAUUUUCCACGCGAAAACUUCGAGAGCUCUCACGCGCAAAAUAAUUGGACGCCAGCCUUACUUAUCGUCACUAAUCAGCUCGAGAAUUUUGCGCAACGCCGGGGAAUCUCGAUUUACUUUCGCGGGGGGAAUGUGUCACGGUGUCUGGAACGAGAGUCCGUCUCGUAUCGAAGCGCUUCUUCACGCUGUCUUCGUCACGCUGUCUGUCACGCUGCAUUGGGUUUCCUCGCCACGUGUUAUCACGCGCCUAAAGAGACUCGGCAAGUCGUGACCGCGGCGAUUGGCGUGCGGACAUACGACGGGCUUCUUUCGCCAAUUGACGAAUUCAUCCUAUCGAUCCCUUGGACUAGAUUACUCUUUACAACCGCGCGAUUACUCUUUGAUUACUAAUAGCAAGAUAAAAAUUCUAUCCGAUUUUCAUGAAACUUGGGACUAAUGGAUUUCUUAAGUGUACACCAGAUUUCAAGAUCUCUCGGACUUGACUGGCAUUCUUUAGAACGCAAAAAUUUAUUGCAUUAUUCCAAAUUUAGGGGUCGCCAUAUUGGAUCGGUCAUUUUGAAUUUUGCAAUUUUUACUUUAAAUUCGUGUUCAGCAACCUAAAAAAAACCCUGGUACCGAGUUUUUUAAAGAAAUUCGCCAAUUUAUAAAAGUUUUUGAAAGUUUAAGCCGCCAUAUUGGAUCAGAAUUUUGUAAUUCUGAUCCCAAAUUCGAAUUCCACGAUCCCUAAGCACUAAGUUUCAUGAAAAUCUUGCUGACUGUGAAAAAAUAAAACGAUUUGCGCCAUAUUGCGUCAAUGCUAGUCAAAGGGUUAAUUUUUAAGGAGAAUCGAAUCUUAAACGUUUUUAAUAAGCAGGAUAACUUUACAUGGCGUACCGUUCAAACGGUUCUGACAAUGACAGUUUCGAAAAGUUUCUUAUCGCAAGCGGCCGCAAUAAAACUUUCUUAUCGCCGCGCGAAUACCGCAUUUCGUCGAUUGGCGAGACCGCGUCGCCUUUCGCAACUCGAAUUUUUCCAUCUCACCCUCCUUCUUUUGUAAUCGAAAAGCGCACUCCGCGUUUGUAGAAACGAAACGAGAAAUAUAACGAUAAUAAACGAUUAAAUAUGCAGAGUAUAUAUUUGAGUAUACUCAACUGCGUGCGUGUGUGCGUGUGUGCGUGUGUGUGUGUAUGCGUGUGCGCUGUGCGUGCGUGCGUUGCAUAUGUGUUCCGUGUGCAUGGAUAAGACGAGCGAGAGCGCGAGAGUAAAAGGGAAGAAAGCGAGGAUAUACGGGCGCAAAUGCGACGAGAUGUAAAAGAGGAUAUCAUACCGCGCAUUAUUAUUGAUACGACUGUAAGUUCAUAGAAUCAUUAACACGUUGUAAUGUUAUUAUUAAUGGAACGUGACGUAAUAGAUGCGUACGUUCAGGCGUACAUAUAACACAUACCCACACUCUGACACGCGUUAAUGCUAAGAGGAAUAAUAUUAUUGAUUAACACAUUAUUGCCAAUAAUAUAUGAUUAACUUACGGUUAUAGUUGAUAAUGUAACGAAGAGAGACCCGAGACGAUAAUCGACGAUGAUAGCUACGAUCGUGUAUGUAUUUAAUAGAGUUUUUAAGUCAAUGUGUCGCAUUCAUCCCCCCUCGGAUAUCCGACGAAGACGGCUGCCGGCUGUUAAAAACCGUCGGUCGAAUGCCAAAGAUUCGGUACCCGUUCGGUGCGUCGAGCUCGGGAGAGACUGCAGGAGGGCGGAAACUAUCGACGAACCUUUCGCAAUCGGCGUCUUAUCAUAUACAGGGUGUUUCCUAACAUGUGGGAUCCCACAUUUUAGGAAACACUCUGUGUAUUUGUAAAAUAUUCCUCAUCGAUUUCACAUUCACGCGACCGCGAUCGCGAUGUUUAUAUUGAAAGUGAACGAAAGAAUUGCGUUAUCCUUUCCCGAAGAUUUACGUUUACGAUCGAAUCGUGGACGAAAAGUCUGCUCUUUUUUUCUUUGCAAAUAAUGAUAUCUGGAUGUGAGAGUAAUUUUCAGUGGAAAAAAAAACUUCGGAGGCAAAAGGAUAUUCGACGCCAUGGAAUGUUUCACCGAACGUCGCGCGCAAAGGAUGAUAUUGCUUUUUAUCUCAGAUAUUAUACGUUUAACUUAUUUUUUAAAUGGAGGACUUCGUCAAGUGUAUCUUCUUGCCUCUGACACUCUCGAUUACUCGUUAAAUGUUAGACAAAUUGACAGACGCUUGAAAAAAUAUAAUUUAUCUUACUAAA
Molecule: messenger RNA, 6599 nt
Organism: Temnothorax curvispinosus
Lineage: Eukaryota; Metazoa; Arthropoda; Insecta; Hymenoptera; Formicidae
Exons: 10
Coding region: 1-3588 (1195 amino acids)
Source: RefSeq, a predicted model, not a curated record